Sebastes umbrosus (honeycomb rockfish) is the source of this 2117-nucleotide messenger RNA. RefSeq names its product ubiquitin carboxyl-terminal hydrolase 47-like. Gene Ontology annotation, biological process: protein deubiquitination. The transcript has 12 exons. The record is from RefSeq and is a predicted model, not a curated record. Gene Ontology annotation, molecular function: cysteine-type endopeptidase activity; cysteine-type deubiquitinase activity. Bases 207 to 1292 code for a protein of 361 amino acids. NCBI's taxonomy places the organism in Eukaryota, Metazoa, Chordata, Actinopteri, Perciformes, Sebastidae. Gene Ontology annotation, cellular component: nucleus; cytosol.
AUGCAGCAUUCCUGCAGGUUUGUGUGAGAAGUGAAAGAGAAAGUACACUGAGGGUUGUACUUUACAGGAGAUGAAGAUGCUGUGCGUCGACAAUAAACACAGAGAAGUUGUCCAACAAGCUGCGGGAAUGUCUUGAAAGUGUGAAUCUUACAACUGAAGCUGACAGUGUUGCAGUGGACUGAUAGAUUUGUCAAAAAGGAAUCAAAAUGGAUUUCUUUGAAAAUGGUCUACGGUAUUUCUACAACAUGUUGUUCUCUCCAGCAGCCAGUAAGUACCAUGGCUUGUCAAACCAAGGAGCAACAUGCUACCUGAACAGUGUGCUGCAGGUGCUGUUCAUGACCGAAGACUUCAGAGAGGCUGUGAAAAGGCACACCUGUGAAACCUGUGGCCCUAAGUGUAUUGAUCGACAUCUUGCAUCCUUGUUUGAUGACUUAAAAGGAUGUACGGCAUACACCUAUAAAAUCACCAAGAAGCUGGGCAUCGACAAUGUGUAUGAACAGCGUGAUGCUGCUGAGUACUUUGAGAAGAUUUUAGGUCUGACCAGUCCUGAGGCAUCACAGAUCUUCCACGGAGAGUCGACACACAAGACCAAAUGUUCUGCAUGUUGUGAAGAGACCGAAGCCGGCGGGGCAUUUUGGUAUCUUCCUCUUGCAUUGGAUGAUUCUAACAGUGAAGACUAUAGCGUGGUGGAUGGUAUUAAGGAGUAUUUCAGAACUUCAGAUUUCAGCGGAGAAAACCAGAUGUACUGUGACAAGUGUGAUGCCAAAACUGAUGCAACUAUUAAAUGUGUAAUAAAGCAUCAUCCAGAGGUUUUGAUGCUGCUGCUGAAGAGGUUUGAGUUUGACUACAGUUACAUGAGAUAUGUCAAAAACAACCGCACUGUGGAUGUUCCCUGCACCCUACAGAUACCAGAGAAUCAGACGUAUGAACUGUACGCAGUUGUGGACCAUUUUGGAGGUCUUAGAGGUGGACAUUACAAUGCAACAAUCAAACCUCAGGAGGAGGAGAAAUGGUAUAACUUCAAUGAUGACAGCGUCACAUUGCUUGGAUACCAGCCAUUCCAGGUGGAUAACAUUGAGAAAUCCAGCAGCGCUUAUCUUCUUUUUUACCGGAAAAAGACGGUGCAUGCUGCAGGUGCUUGUACUCAGGACAGAGAGGUGUCUACUCCUGAAAAAAACCUGCAAGCUACCGAUGAUGUCCCGGGAGGAUCGUUUGAACCGGGGAAAGGAGACGGUGGAAUGGGUGACAAAGGGGGCAAAAACCGAAGUAAAGAACAGCUCCUCUCUUUUUAAAAUCUACUCUGGAUAUAUCUGUUCCCUUCUGGGACACACUUUAAUAACACACCAGAGCUGCACUUCAAUGGAAAAAGAAUCACCUAACCCUGCGUAGGGAAGAGCCCCCCUCCUCCCUUUUUUAUGUUCACCCCUGCACUUAAAAGACUCUGUGAUGAUAUAGCCUACAGUAAUUGCCAGUUCAAGCCUUUUUUUGUGUUAUCAUUGACCCAUCUUUUAAGCCCAUUUCCAAAAAAAUGUAUGGAUUUAGUUUAGGUUAUUUGUGAAGGGACAGUGCAAAUUAAUACAUACACAUGGUAUACAAAAUGUCAGAAUUAGCCAAAAGUCUGUUUUUCAUAUGUUGUCCCUGGCCAAGGUGUUACAGAAUACAUCAGAACAAAAACAAUAAAACAGGACAUGCAGUUUAUACGUUGUAAAAGGACUCACACACGUAGUAGUAGAAACAUUUAUACAUCUAAAACCACAUCGCAAACAACCAGGACAUAUAGAUAGAAGCCGCAAAAAGGGAGUUUAGUGCUGGAUAAUUUAAUUUAAAUUGUAUUGUUAUGUGCUGUAUGCGUCUGCUCUUUGGAGUGUGUAUGAACAGAGACAGAAGAUGGGUGUGCCUUGAACCUUGAUCCUUGAGCCAGUUUAUUAUUAUGAUAACACCAUUUAUAGCAACCCUAGGGAAGAUCAGAUUACAAACUUUAAAAGUGUGUUAACAAGCAUUUUGUAUGAGCUCAUGGAAUAUCAGACUCGGAAAACCAUCAUGUUGUCAAGAAAUAUUAAACAAAUAUGUAAUUUGUGUGACUGUGUUGAUUAUUAAACCACCUUUCCAGACUGUUA